AUUUGAACGUUCUACUUCACUGAUUAAAAAAGUGACUGUGACGUAUUUCAAAUAGCACGUUUGUCUAAAAAUUAGUGUGGAAGUGCCCUUCGAAAGGCGGUUUUGUGGGAUCUUAGACAAGUACAGAAGAAGACGAAGUAUUUUGACAGUUGUGUCUGACGUCUAAUUUGUUGUGAUUUGGAUUUGUUAGUUUGCAAUAAAAUACUGUAUUUUAUUCAACAACAAUGACGAGACAUGCAAGAAAUUGUACAGCCGGGGCCGUUUAUACGUAUCACGAAAAAAAGAAGGACGCACAAGCAUCAGGUUACGGGACAAAUUCCCAGAGGCUGGGAAAAGAUUCUGUGAAAGACUUUGAUUGUUGUUCACUUUCUCUUCAGCCCUGCAGAAAUCCAGUUAUAACAAAAGACGGAUAUCUUUUCGACAAAGAAAUUAUAUUGGAAUAUAUAAUAUCAAAGAAGAACGAAUACAGCCGUAAAUUGAAAGAGUACGAAAAGUUGAAGAAAAAGGAAGACGAGGAAAACGCAGUCAAAGUUGCUAGUGAAGUCGAAAAGAAAGUUACCUCAUUUUUAAAGGAAGAAAACAAUAUUGUUAGUAAACCUAUUGGCGGUUUUAAACCAGAUGAACCUGGAACUUCCUCGAUAUCAAAUAUGGCAGAGGGAAGGGAUAAAGAACUGCCAAGUUUUUGGAUACCGUCAAUGACUCCAAGUUCCAAAAAAUCUAAACUACAAAAACCUGAUGCUACCAUCUAUUGCCCCAUUUCCCAAAGACCGCUGAAAGUCAAAGACCUUAUAGACGUUAAAUUUACGCCAGUUAAUGAUCCUGACGACAAAAAAUCCAUACAUGUUAGGGAAAAUAGGUACAUGUGCGCCGUUACACACGACAUUUUAAGUAAUUCAGUACCGUGUGCCGUGUUAAGACCCACAGGCGAUGUGGUAACGAUGGAAUGUGUCGAAAAGAUUAUAAAAAAGGAUUGGAUUCAUCCGCUAACGAGCAAGAAAUUGACAGCAAAGGAUAUUAUUGUGAUGCAAAGGGGCGGCACCGGUUAUGCUUUAACAAAUGUGAAAUUAAAUGCGAAGCAGGAGCGACCAGCGCUUCAAGCAUAGUUUCGAGUGGGAGGAAUUGUGCUCGAUUUUAAUUUUAAAUGUAUUUAACGUAGAUAAUAAAAUACAGGAAAAACUG
This is a messenger RNA of Anoplophora glabripennis (Asian longhorned beetle), 1179 nucleotides long. Its product is annotated as nitric oxide synthase-interacting protein homolog. The transcript is spliced from 6 exons. Gene Ontology annotation, cellular component: nucleus. NCBI's taxonomy places the organism in Eukaryota, Metazoa, Arthropoda, Insecta, Coleoptera, Cerambycidae. The coding region runs from base 225 to 1103 and encodes 292 amino acids. Gene Ontology annotation, molecular function: ubiquitin protein ligase activity. The record is from RefSeq and is a predicted model, not a curated record.